AUGUCAAGUGCAGGCCGCUUGCCGCAGACAGCGAGCGAACUCGAGGCGCUUCCAUGGUGUCGCGCUCUCCUCACAAGGCCCAGGAUCACGACCUUCACUCCGCAAUCGCGCGACCCGGAGAACACCAAUCCGCACGACAGAUUCUUCGGCAAGACACUCAACCAUUCGGAGGGUAUACCAGCAUGUAUCAGCUUCUAUCCCGAGAGCUCAGGAAAAGCUGUCAUCACUGAACUUUCAACCCUUUUCGCGCUCUCACAAGGAACCGAUGGCUAUCCCGGCAUCGCGCACGGCGGCAUGAUUGCAGUGCUCAUCGACGAGGUACUAGGUGUCCUGAUUCAAAUAAAUAUGGACACAGACAGAGAUGAUCCAGUCUUCAAGAUGAACACGGUGACCUCGUCGAUGGACAUCAAAUAUCUCAAGCCGAUUACUACGCCAGGGGUCGUGCUGGGAGUCGGGCAAAUCAAAGAGAUUCGUGGAAAGAGAUUGCAUCUCAGGGCGAUAAUCAAAGAUUCAAGUGGGGUAAAUCUGGCUACUUGUGACUCUGUGUGGAUCGGGAUCCCAAGGGUGAAGAUGUGA
Colletotrichum spaethianum is the source of this 576-nucleotide messenger RNA. Its product is annotated as versatile peroxidase VPL1. The transcript has a single exon. The coding region runs from base 1 to 576 and encodes 191 amino acids. The record is from RefSeq and is a predicted model, not a curated record. Lineage: Eukaryota; Fungi; Ascomycota; Sordariomycetes; Glomerellales; Glomerellaceae.